Messenger RNA from Coffea eugenioides, 4659 nucleotides. RefSeq lists its product as uncharacterized. The transcript has 4 exons. NCBI's taxonomy places the organism in Eukaryota, Viridiplantae, Streptophyta, Magnoliopsida, Gentianales, Rubiaceae. Gene Ontology annotation, molecular function: DNA helicase activity. The coding region runs from base 1 to 4659 and encodes 1552 amino acids. The record is from RefSeq and is a predicted model, not a curated record. Gene Ontology annotation, biological process: telomere maintenance; DNA repair.
AUGGAUAGAAAUGCCAAGCGUCGCAAGCGCUAUGCCGAAAUGCCACAAGAAAAGAAGGAAGAUCUCUUGCGGCGCCGCAGGGAAGCUAAUGCUGCACGCAAAAAGAAUGUAACCCUUCCUCCUCCUGUUCCUGGAUCUGGAACUCGCCUCUUAAAGAGAAGGCGCGCAACUGGUGUUCAGCAAACAACUUCUAUUGCCGUAGGAACAGUCGUCUGUUCUGAUGCUUCGGCCAGCCAGUAUCCAGCUCCUGGACAACGUGACUUUGUCGAGCAGGACAGAGUUGCUAUACAUGCUCAUGGACUACCAUCUUUAGCCGAUUCUAUAUCAAGUACGCCAAACGCUUCUGAAAUAGCUAUUCCGUCUCUCUCUGGAAUGCCUGCUGUUCCAACGCAAACUGCUAAUACAAGUAAACGUAAAAGGGUUACCAAAAGAAGUGUUCCUAGGCUGGACAAGAUUGCAGAAAAAGUUUUGGCCCUGCCUUAUGCUCCGCCCUGUCAGUAUUGUGGUGCUCAGCGAUUCCAUAUGGAGCCUCCUAACUUCUGCUGUUCCGGAGGAGGAGUCAGCCUUGUAAGCUCGUCGAUGCCUUAUGACCUUCGCCGAUUGUUUACUGGCGAGGAUGAGGAGUGUGACCACUUUAGGAGAAAUGCUCGCACUUACAACAAUAAUGUUGCUUUUACAUCAUUGGGUGCAAAGUAUGAUAAGGAAUUAACUAAGAACAAAAAUGGCCUUUAUACAUUUCGCGUCCAGGGCCAGGUCUAUCAUUUCCUCGAAGGAUUACAGGCGCGCGAUGCUAAGGCUUCUGGUAUUCAGUUGUACUUCUUUGAUACCGAUGAAGAGCUUGCCAGAAGAGUUGAUGGAUCUUCUAAGUUAAGAGAAACUACUCUCAGGCUGCUUCUGCGUAUCCUUGCAGACAACCCUUAUGCCAAGUUCUUUAAAGAUCUACGCAGCGUGCCGAAUCUUGAUGAUCACAGGAUUGUUCUCAACUGCAAUGUGUCCCUGGAUCAGCGUGUAUAUAAUCUCCCAACCGCUUCACAGGUUGCAGCGAUAUGGACUGGGGAUGGUGAUGAAUCCACAAAUGCUUCCGCUCAUAUUCAGGUCUAUAGUCACUCAGAUACAAGCCAUAAGAUCAAGCAUUUUUACUCUUGCUAUGACUCUCUGCAGUAUCCUUUGUUGUUUCCUCGCGGGGAAUGUGGAUGGCAUCCUGGUAUCCAGCGGGUUCAAGAGCACAGCAAAAAACGCAGCUCGCGUACGUGUGAAGACCAAACCAUUGUUGACCCGGCAUCUCUUGCCAAUGCUUCGCAGUUGAUUGACUCAGAAGAAAGAGCUGCUGAGCGUGGCAAGCGGCAGAAAAGCAAUGUCACUGCAAGGGAAUACUACUGCUAUAAACUACAGAUGCGGCCGAAUGAUGAUAGCAUGCUGUUGCAUGCACUGAGACUGCUGCAACAGUACUCUGUUGAUAUCUAUGUCAAGAUAGAAACAUCAAGACUUGCUUUCCACAGAAAGAAACAAAAUGAAAUCCGAACAGAGGCAUUAAAAGGUAUAAUGGAUAGUGUUUCAGCUGGUGAAACAUCAGGUUCCAGAGUUGGCCGGAGAAUUCUUUUGCCUGCCUCUUUUAUUGGUGGUCCACGAGAUAUGAGACGUCGGUACCUCGAUGCAAUGUCUUUGGUACAGAGAUAUGGUAAGCCUGACAUCUUUUUAACCAUGACAUGCAAUCCAAUGUGGAGAGAAAUUCAGGACAAUCUGAUGUAUAAAGAAAAGGCGCAUGAUCGACCCGAUUUACUUUCCCGAGUAUUCAGAGCAAAGUUUGAGUUGCUAAAAGCUGAAAUCUUGAACAAAAAAAUUUUUGGGGACGUUGCGGCUUGUGUUUAUGUCAUCGAAUUUCAAAAACGGGGUUAUCCACAUGCUCAUAUGCUGCUGAUUUUAAAGCACAGAUUUAAGCCACUCAAUCCUGAGGCUUAUGAUAGGAUCGUAUGUGCUGAAUUGCCAGACUCCACUAAAUUUCCUCACUUGCAUUCCCUUGUGGUCAAACAUAUGAUCCACGGCCCUUGUGGAAAAAUGAAUGCUCACAACCCUUGUAUGAGAGAUGGUCUGUGCAGAAAUCAUUAUCCGAAAGAAUUCUGCCAACAAACGUCGCAUGCUGAAGAUUGUUAUCCUUCUUAUCGUCGACGAAAUGAUGGCAAAAGGGUUAAAGUGAGGCGUUAUGAUUUGGAUAAUAGAUGGGUUGUACCCUAUAAUCCAUAUCUUCUUGCUUUAUUUGACUGUCACAUGAAUGUCGAGAUCUGCUCUACAAUCAAAUUAGUUAAGUAUCUCUACAAAUAUAUAUUCAAAGGGCAUGAUCUUGUUAACUUUCACAUUAUAGCUCAGAAUACCUCUGAUGAUGUUGAUGAGAUUCGAGAAUUCCAGCAGGGUAGAUGGGUUUCACCUCCAGAGGCUUUGUGGCGUAUCUAUGGCUUCCGCUUAAAUGAAAUGACUCCUGCUGUUUACACUCUUCAGGUGCACCUUCCUGAUGAGCAGUACGUCUCUUUUGAUAGAAAUGCUGAUCUUUUAAACCUUUUGAGCCAAAUAGAUUUGUCACAGACUAUGUUAACAGAAUUUUUUGAAAUGAACAAGACUAAUAAAAAGGCUCAGGACUUAAAGUGCCUAUAUCGAGAUUUUCCUCAGUAUUUUGUCUGGGCGCCAGCAAAGAGAGCAUGGUCCGAGAGGAGCAGAAGAAAAGUUAUUGGCAGAUUGGUUACCGUUAGCCCGAGUGAAGGUGAUAGAUAUUAUCUACGAUUGCUGUUAUCACAUGUUCGUUGUCCUACGUCUUUUGAUGAUUUAUUAGCUGUUGAUGGCCAAACGAUGAGCUCAUUUAGAGAGGCGGCGUUAAAGCUUGGGUUGUUAAAUUCUGAUUCGUACAUAGAGGAUACACUUGAAGAAGCCGCUGGCUUUCAAAUGCCUUCGUCCCUCAGGUUUCUCUUUGCCACUCUUUUGUUGUGUUGUUCUCCAGCCAAUCCACGCUUUCUUUGGGAAAAAUUUGAAGCUGAGAUGUCCAGAGAUUUUCUGCGCUCUCAUCCCUCUCAUGAAUAUUGUUCUGAUGAAAUCAGAAGAAAAGUAUUGCUGGAUAUUAAUAAGACUCUUGAGCAGAUGGGCCGACACAUUACUGAUUAUCAUUUACAUUCAGAUUGUUUUAGCCUUAAAUGUCAAGACCGCGUAACCAAAGAGGUUGACAAUGAAAGGAAUAUCGAAGUUACGCCAGAAGAUUUACUUAUAUCUUCGAAGUUGAAUGCAGAGCAGAGGUAUGCAUAUGAUUUGAUCCUCCAGUCAGUUUACUCUUCAGAGGGGAAGGCAUACUUUGUCGAUGGCCCCGGAGGGACCGGUAAAACAUUCUUGUAUCGUUCUCUCCUCGCUACCUUGAGAUCACAGGGAUAUAUUGCAAUUGCUGUUGCAACUUCCGGUGUUGCAGCUUCCAUUCUACCUGGUGGGAGAACGGCACAUUCCAGGUUCAAAAUUCCACUGGACUGUUCAAGACACAGGACUUGCCAGCUAAGUAAGCAGUCGAGCACUGGCAAGCUAAUUGCUGAAUGUAAACUGGUUCUUUGGGACGAAGCUUCAAUGGCACGAAAAGAGACCAUCGAAGCUUUUGAUGAAUUGCUCAGAGAUAUAAUGGAAUCCAAUGAGCCUUUCGGAGGUAAAGUCGUUGUAUUUGGUGGUGAUUAUCGACAAACUUUGCCUGUUAUUCAAGGAGCCACCAGAGACCAGUUAGUUGGCUCCAGUCUUGUUAGUUCGGCACUAUGGUCUAAAAUGCUACGGUUGAGAUUGACGGAAAACAUGCGCGCUCUCUCGGACCCUUCUUUCUCUCAAUUCUUAUUGAGAGUUGGUGAAGGAUUGGAGCUUAUGGAUGAGGACAACCAGAUAUGUCUUCCAAGCAAUAUCGUGGUUCCAUUUGUUAACGCAGAAACGUCUCUCAACAGGUUGCUACACUGUGUUUUUCCAGAUUUGAACGCCUGCUGGAAUGAUCCUUACAAAUUGAUCAAUAGAUGUAUUUUGACCCCCAAAAAUGCUUCUGUUGACGAUCUCAAUGGGGUGCUGAUCAACAGAUUCCCUGGACACCUUCAUGUUUACACUAGCUCAGAUAGGACUUUGGAUCAGCGACAUCAGAGUGAUUACGAAGAUUUUUUAAAUUCUCAGAAUCCAAAGGGCUUGCCUCCACAUAAGCUUCUGCUAAAGGAGAACUGUCCGCUGAUUCUACUCAGAAAUUUAAAUCCGCUUGAAGGGCUGUGUAAUGGUACGAGACUUAUUUGUCGGCAGCUGCUACGACACACUAUUUGCGCCGAAAUUGCCUUUGGUCAGCACAGAGGAAAAACAAUUUUCAUACCAAAGAUCCCAUUGCAGACAUCAGAUACUGAAAAAAAUGGUAUCCCUUUCAUAAGAACACAGUUUCCAGUUCGUCUGUGUUUUGCAAUGACCAUCAACAAAGCUCAGGGUCAAACCUUAGACUAUGUUGGUAUCUACUUACGAGAACCAGUCUUUUCGCAUGGCCAGUUAUACGUUGCCCUGUCAAGAGCCAAGUCUGCUGCUGCAGUGAAAGUUCUAAUACUGCCUGGAACUUUUGAUGACGUGAAACUGGAUUGCAAGACAAGAAAUGUUGUCUUUACUGAAAUUUUAGAAUUGUCUGGCUGA